Messenger RNA from Girardinichthys multiradiatus, 10357 nucleotides. It is a transcript of the gene akap13a, whose product is annotated as A-kinase anchor protein 13. Gene Ontology annotation, molecular function: guanyl-nucleotide exchange factor activity. The coding region runs from base 16 to 7296 and encodes 2426 amino acids. Gene Ontology annotation, cellular component: plasma membrane. NCBI's taxonomy places the organism in Eukaryota, Metazoa, Chordata, Actinopteri, Cyprinodontiformes, Goodeidae. The transcript has 39 exons. Gene Ontology annotation, biological process: regulation of Rho protein signal transduction. The record is from RefSeq and is a predicted model, not a curated record.
UUGGUCCUUUCUUCAAUGACUGAAGUGUCCAGGGACAUGAAACUCAAUCCACAUCAAGCUCCUUUGUAUGGUCGAUGUGUUGUCACAGUGCAGCUUUCUGAUGAAGAGCUGGCUGCGGAUGGUCGGGGCGUGGACUACUUUCUGCUGUUUUCUGGCAGCACACAGAGACAUCUAACCAGCACACUAAGGAGCAGCCAUGACACCCUACAGGCAUUAUGUCCCGCUCAUGACUGCUGUGAGGUGGUGCUGGUCACCUUGUGUUCAGCUACCCAAGCUACCUCUGGGGACUCGGAGGACCCAGCGUCCGGCCCGGGUUGCGUGGCUCCAUUGGCUGAGCAUCGAUUCCACUUUGUCCAGGAUUUGGCUUUUGACAUGGCCCAGUUUCUGGUGAGCACAGCGGGCCGGGCUGAUGGUCUCGAUGGGGCUCUGCUCCUGGAUGAGUGUCAGAUUCCCCUGCGAGAGUGUGAGCGCCUAGAUGAGAGCCUGGCACUGGCCCUCCACCACCUCGUGUUGCCUCCAGGAUGGAGCCUACUGGGAAGCAAUCAAGCCAGCAGCACUGGCCUGAGCCCACAAGAGACUCUACUGCAUUUCUCAGCACGGCGCGGCCUCUCUCGGGUGACACGCUUUCUGCUGCGGCAACACGGAGCCAGGGAUGCUCUUCAGUUGGUCAACAAAGAAGGCCACACCCCAGCUGCUAUAGCGGCACUGCGAGGACACGAGCAUCUCCACGAGCUCCUCACAAACAGGACUGAGACGGAUGCAGAGACGAAUGAGGCAUCUGAGACUCUCCAGCUGGUGUCUGCAGAGUGUCGAGUGUGCUGCAACUCCCCUACGUUGAACACACACACUCUGACGGUGAGCAUCUGCCCCGGCCAUAGCGUUCCAACCCUUCAGGAGAGUGUGGAGUAUCUUCUGCACCUAUUAAGCCACCUCCAUGCCAAGGGACUUUCUGAAUUGGAGCUACAGUUGGACUCUCUUCACACUGCUGCUGAAUGUCGUGACGGUGUGAAAACAAACUUAACCUGUCAGAAGCAACUCCAGCAGCCCACAUCAACGUCAGAGUGCCUGCUUACAGAAACUGAAGGGAGCGAGGGAGAAAGUAUCAAAGGGAAGAGUGGCAGCAUUGUUGUUUGGGAACUUGAUGAGACUUGUAACUUGGAGAAAAAAGAAAACUUACCUUUAGUGUCAGAAAUCCCUCUCCAGCAGCACAGCCUCGACCUCCAGGAGGACGGGGUGUGUCUCAGUUCGAACUCAAAUGGAGAGAGCUGCCAAACGGAUGGGAGGGUUGAUUCCAGUUUAAAUUUGUGUGACAGGAGUGAAAGGGCACAGGGUGAGGCUGAAGGGGAAAUCGUCACUGUGGGAAACGUCCCAGCAGAAGGCUGCUGUAAACAGGCAGAGGAAGCUGACACAGGGGAGGCUGUGAUCCGGGAAGAACAGGAGGCCGAGAAGGAAGAGGAGCAGUCUGAGCAGGAAGCGGGAGACGUCACAGCCACGAGGAAGGAGGAGGAGAGCAUAUCAGAGCUGACGGUUCUGACAUCAGCCAGUCGAGACACACAGUCCACAGUCAUGGGCCAGUCUCCGUUGUCAGGGAGCUCCGAAUUUUUAAACACCCAUGAAUCAGAAACAAAGCUGAGAUCUCUGGAAGGAGAGAACAUUGAGAAAGAACACACAGAACUUACCCAGGAACUCUUUGACGGGUCCAAUCCAGAUGAGGAGAAGGCCGGGAGGGAAGAGUUAACAGACCCCGUAUCAACCCCAAGAGACCUCCCCAACCCACCGCUGAUAGUCUGUGGUGAUGUAAUCGAGCAGCGUGAAUCUGCUGUUCCACGUGUCCUGAUAGAAGGCCUCCAUGAUGGGGAACCUCCGCCAGACAUAAACAGCCACGAACAAAACCAGGAAACAGCUGGUAGGGAUUAUGCAGCUGAACAGGAGGGGGGCUCAGCUUCAGAAGCAGUUUAUCAUUCUGGAAAUCGUGCUGGAGCUGUGAGCAACGACGAGCUAGACGACAAAGACACAGCUGAAGCCCGAAGUGUCGCUUCGGGUGAACCAGAGAAUGCAGAAUUUCAGAUCGCCGAUGACUCCAUAGAGGAAACCUGGAUUGACCAGUUAAACUCUGAGCAAUCACUAGGGUCCAUGCUGGCUAAAAGGAAGACUGACCUUGAUUCAGGUGUGGUACACCGCAUCUCCAGCGAUGAAGAAGGCAGUUUUAAAUCAUUCGGAAGCUCUUCAACAGAAAUAUUUCACGCUACUCAGGACAAUGGCACUAUAGAGGAGGGAGAUUUGCUUCAAGCUAUGACUGCAGAAAUGUCCUUAAAAGGAUGCACAGAGGACCCAAAUAAUCAAAAGCCCAGUGAAAGCCAUAAAUAUUCAUUAGGUGAAGACACUGAGCUCUCUUUGGACCCUGGCAUUGUCAGUUCCCUCAACCCUUCUGAGGGUGGUCGAGAUGGCACGGAACCUGAAUCCCAAAUGUCAGCCAGCCUCCCGACGAUGCAGGGAUUGAAUCAUGAAGAUGGCGAGGAACUACUUACAGACCUUUCUGAACAGGGUUCAGGGUUGGAUCUAAUUAUUUCAGUUAGACAAGAUGCUCCAACAGUGGAAGCUGAUGAAGGUGACAUCAGGGAAAAUAGCAUCAGUUCUGAUGUGAAUAUUGUGAUUGAGCAUGAUACAUCAGAGUUGUCUGCGACCAUCCAGUCUGAAUCAAGUCUGUCUGGUGGAGAGGAGAACAAAAUCGAUGGUCCGGUUGAAGAUGAUCAACAGAUGGACAUCAAUGAUAAAUUAGAGGCAGCAGAGGAAAGUGGCAAUGUGCAAAUGCAACCUGAACAGGGUGACUCAAAAAAGACUGUGGACAUGGCAUCAGCUGAGAAUCAGCUCACCGUCUCAUUGUCACAGGACCCCGAUCCACAGUCAGACAUCUUCGAUGUGAGCCUGUUGGACUUGGGACCACAUGCUUCUAUCGCUGAAGUAUCUAUGGACCCUCGCGUUGAGGAUCAGAUGACUGACAACCCAAAUGCUGGCGAUGCAGUGGAUGGAGCGUUAGCGUUGGAGAGCUGCACUGCUGCAGACCGAGAGACGGAAAUCGUCCAGGCUGAAGACACUGUAAGACACACAGUGGAGAAGGAAAAUGGCCCAGCCGAGGGACCGGACUGCUCUGAGAUCCACCGAGACAGAGAGGCGUCGUUCCAUCAGACUUGUAACCCUCAGCACUCAGAAUCCUCAACGUCUUCCGCAUUUUCCAGUUUGCCCAGCAGAACCAGCAGUUCCACCAGCUGUCCCUUGUCCACUCACAGAGAUUCGGGCAGUGACAUUGAAAGCCUCCUCAAUGCAGAGCCAGGAUAUGACAGCGUCUUUAGAAAGAAUGAUGAGCCUGUAACAGGAGGAGACAGCACCAGCGAGGUCUCCGUCUCUUGCUCCUCCACAGACGACACGGCCAGCGUUGGCCCGUCCAGUUCCAGUCCUGAGGGCAGCCAGGGCCUAAGUGGCAGCUGGAGCCCAGAGGAGGGCAUCCAGUCGGAGGCUACUAGCACUGAAGGCCAGAAUAUUGCUGGAGGAGGAGGGGACGCUGAAGAGGAGGCAAAAGACAGAGUAACUGAGGUGCCGCGGCGUUCCUGUCUCUUCCGGAACAGCAAACGCUCUCUGUCGCCCCUUCGCCGCCACAGCUGGGGUCCAGGAAAGAACAACGGAGCAGAAUCGGAGAUGAACCAGAGGAGUUCCAUCCGUAGUCCUGGUGAGGGGAAGCCAGCCUUUCACAGGAGAAGCUACAGCUUGGAAGGGCUCAGUGGGAUCCAGGAAGAGCUGAGAGGCUCCACCAUCCAAGAGCCCCGCAUCCUGGAGCAUUCCAGGAUGCCUCGGCACAACAGCGAUGACAGAGGCUCCCUGGUGUCUCUGACGGAGGAGCAGGAGGAGCGGGAGGAGGACAGCAGACUGCACGAACAGAAAUUACGGCGUUAUCGGCCUCUGAGAAACAGCUGUCCCUCCAUGACCCUACCUCUCACCAAGUCUGUGUCCAUGGUCACCAUCAGCCAUAAAGACAGCGAUGGCACAAGGUUGUUUUCCAGCACUUCUGGGUCAGUAGCAUACAGUAUAUCAGAGGAGGAGCCUGGGCCUUUGCGAAACGACCUAGAGGGAAGGAACGCAACAAAAGUCAGCCGGACCUUCAGCUACCUGAAGAGCAAGAUGUACAAAAAGACACGGGAAAAAGAUCGAGACAAAAGAGACAAGGACAAGGAAAGCAAGGAGAAAAAGACUGUGAACGGACAUCUCUUUUCACCAAUCAGCUCGAACCAGUCCGUCCAGUGUUCCCACUGCAAUAAAGCUUUUAAUGGCAAAGAGGCGUUCUGUUGCACGUACUGUAAUGCAUCCGUCCACAAGGGCUGCAGGGACAGCAUGUCUGUUUGUGCCAACGUGAAGAUGAAGUUGCCCAAACAGCAGUUUACCGUGCCAGAUUCCAGCGCUCCAUGCUCGGUUUCCGCCGUCACAAUGAGGAACAAAGCUGGUGGGACGAGGGAUCGUCCCAGGUCUGCUGUUUUGAGCCCUGAAGACAUUCUUCCUCUGAUGAUCCCAGGAUCACGGAGACACACCAGCAUCAUGAUGUUCCCUGGAAACAAUCUUUCAAAGAGUCUCUCAAUAAGCAACAUUGCAGGCCCAUUUGAUGAGAUGCCCAUUAAAGGCCUGCGGUACCUCUCUCAGUCCACGGACUCGCUCAACAGGACCAACCAGGUCACAGAAUCCAUGGAGUCCCUCACCGACGAAGGAACAGAGAUGAUGGACGCGCUGCUGCUGGGGGAGUUUGAGGCGAAUGUCAAAGAGUUUGAAGCAGAUUCAUGGAGUCUGUGUGUGGAGCAGCAGUACCUGCAGCAGCAAAACAAAGAGCUGGUCAAGAAACAAGAUGUCAUCUAUGAACUGAUGCAGACAGAGAUGCAUCACAUCCGGACGUUGCGUAUAAUGUCAGAAGUAUAUAGCAAAGGUCUGCUAAAGGAGGUUCCGCUGGACCAACACACGGUCGAAAAGAUGUUUCCGGCACUGGAUGAUCUCUUGGACCUACACUCACAGCUCCUCCAACGGCUCUUCGACCGAAAAAAGGAGAGCCAGCUGGAGGGGGGAGGAUCAGAGGGAGGCUUCGUCAUCAACAGGAUAGGAGACAUUCUGGUUAGCCAGUUCUCGGAAUUCAAGGGAGAAAGUAUGAAAAGGGUUUAUGGUAAAUUCUGCAGCCGCCACAAUGAAGCCGUCAACGUCUACAAGGACCUCAUGAACAAAAACAAAAACUUUAAAACCUUCAUGAAGAAAAAGAGAAGUAGCAGUACUGUGCGGAGGCUUGAUAUCCCAGAAUGCAUCCUGCUGGUGACCCAGCGGAUUACAAAGUACCCUGUUCUGAUUCAGAGAAUUUUGUUGCACACAAAAGAUACAGAUGAAGACUACGAUGACCUGAAUGAGGCCAUUCGGUUGGUGAAAGAGGUUAUUGCUGCAGUCGACAGCAAGGUGAACGAGCAUGAAAAGAAGCAACGUCUUAAGGAAUUCCACAGCCGCAUGGACAGCAAGUCCAUCAUGAUAUUGAAGAGCGGCCAGUUUUUUGCCAGAGAGGACCUGCUGAGACGGAAGCUGAUCCAUGAUGGAGCUCUGCAGUUGAAGAAUACACAGGGAAGACUUAAGGACGUUCAAGCUCUGCUGCUAUCAGAUGUCUUGGUCUUCCUGCAGGAGAAGGACCAGAAAUAUGUCUUUGCCAUGCUGGACCAGCGCUCCACAGUCAUCUCCCUCCAGAAGCUGAUCGUCAGGGAGGUCGCCAACAAAGAGCGUGGCCUAUUCCUCAUCACGGCAGGCACCGAGAAGCCAGAGAUGAUGGAAGUGCUGGCCAGCUCGAAGGAGGAACGUAACACCUGGAUGCAGCUCAUCCAGACCGCCAUGCAGUCCAUGGAGAAAGACGAGGACGAGGGGAUCCCCAGUGAGACAGAAGAUGACAAAAGACAAUUAGAGAGCAAAGCCAAAGAGAUCAGAGAUAUGUUGAAGCAGAAAGAUACGGAGAUCAUGUCUCUGUUGGAGGAGAAGGUGCGGCUCUUCAGGGAGAUGUGGGAGGGCUUGAGCCCUGGCGAAGAGGCCUGCAGGCAGGUUGAGCCUUUCUUCAGGUCAGCCUGCAGCCAGGAGCCGCCUCAGGGGGCGUCCAUCAUGAAAGAUGCCCUGCAGGAAGUGGAGACGUUGCAGGCACUGGUGAAUGGCAGCCUGGGGGGAGCGAUGGCCAGCGUGCACGAGGGAGGAGGCGCCGGGCCGGUGUGUCUCCCUCGCCGGGCCGAGACCUUUGGAGGCUUUGACAGUCACCAGAUGCAUGGCAGCAAGAGUGGAGACAGAGACGAGAGCGAGGACGCAGCAGGAGACCUGCGCAGGACAGAGUCCGACAGCGUUUUGAAGAAGGGAGGAAACGCCAAUCUGCUGCAGCUGCUGAAGAGAAACAGUGAGCAGGUUCUCCACAGCGUCUCCAACCUGCAUCUCCUGCUCAGCACUCUGCAGGCGGUGGUGGUCCAGCAGGACAGCUACAUCGAGGACCAGCGGCAGGCCCUGAGCGAGCGCUCCUCAUCCUGCACGUCCUUGUCUCGCCACUCCUCCCGGCCCAGCUCGCUGAUUGAGCAGGAGAAGCAGCGCAGCCUGGAGAAGCAGCGGCAGGAGCUGGCCUCCCUGCAGAGACAACAGGCAGCCCUCACCGAGGAGAAGCGGAAGAGGGAGAAGGAGUGGGAGCGGUGGGAGCAGCAGCUCUCCGAGAGAGAGUCAGCAGUGCACUUACAGGAGGAGGAGGUGCAAAAACAGCACAAGCAGCUUGAGGGGGAGAAGAUGGAGCUGCAGAGCAAGAAAGAAGAGUACCAAAGAGACCUGGAGAGGUUGAGAGAUGCCCAGAGGAAGCUGGAGAAGGAGAGGGAGGCUGUGCAGCGGCAGAUCCACAGGAUGGAAGACUUGCGUCUGUCUGAGAGGACUCCCUCCACAACGUCUGACGAAUCCCUGUUCCUCGGCAGCUCCCAGUCCCUGGAGCUGGACCCACUGGAGCUCUCCUCAUCCUCAUCAUCCUCCACCCUGCCCAGGCUGCAGCCCCAGCGCUCCAAGACCAGUAGGAAAGGCCUGAAUCCCUUCACCUCAUCCUCCAGCAGCCUCAAGAGCAGCGAGGCCAACAACCAGAUCUCAAAGAGCUUCCUGCAGCUGACCAAGACCAAGAGCAAAGAUGGGAAGAAGAAGAAGAAGAGCAAAGGCGGUAGCGCACAGGCAGCAGACCCCCAGCACGUUCCAGAGCCCCCCAGGGACGGAGAGAUCUUCUUCUGCUAAGACAAAGCUCAGUCGCCUCGUCCUGCUCCUCCUCUUCAUCAUCACUAUGACCCUGCCGCAUCACUGACACCCGGAGAGGACCGUAUUACCACAGAGCAUUGGAAUUAUCUUAAAUUGGCUUUUCUCUGGAGAUGCACCAAUUAGGCCUAUUGUAGGCUGGUACUGGUUUUCAUUUUGAUUAAUUCCCAUAUAUUUUUUUGUAAUAUAAGAAAUGAAAGAAAUAAAAUGUGCAGCAGGUUCUCUGAUAAAAAUGUAUAAGAUUUGAAUCAGUAGAAAAUAGGGAAAUUACAAGAUUAUUCCUAUUUACGCAUCAAAGCGUAUGUCCCAUACCUUUAUCCAUUUUUUUUACAAUUAAACUUCACCAUAAAAGUGCAUCGAACUAAAUGCGGUUGGAGAUGUAUUUAUAGCUCAAAUGAGAUUUCUUAAUUUUCAUGGAAUUGAUGAGUAAAGUCUGAUUUCCUGGUUUUUGACCUGCUUAUCACCGAUCAGACCCAAUUAAGGGACAAUCGGACGAUUCCAAUCUCUGUCUUUUUAUUUUACGUGUCAAGAUACAGAGAAAAACUGAACAUUACAUGCAAGAAAAAAUGUCAUUUUAAAGUGAAAACCACUGCUUUUAUUCUGUGGAGACAAGCUGAUUUUAAGAGUUUUGUAAUAUUGCACAUCUAAGCGCGUUCUAUUCAAGCGUCCACUUUAAUUUUUCAAACAAACGUCUAGAAUCUCUUCAUUUGCAGCAGCGAUCAGACAGCUCACUGAGCUUCACGGCACACUGGCUCUUCAGCUUAACUAAGCGCUGCACGCUGGGAUGACUGAGGCUGCUCGUUUCCACAAGCAAGACCUGGUUCCAGGCGACUUCCACCGUGCGCGCAGGGACACCCAGUCGAUUGCAAAUGCCACUCAGAUUAGAACUUCAGCGGACUCAGUGUGGCACCGGAACAUCCUUGACGCUAAUCAUAUUCAUUAACAGUUAAUUGAAGACUGAAACCACUAAAGGGACUCUGUGUUGUCCUGGCAACAUUUCUUUAUCACGGGAGCUCAGUGCUGUCUCAGUGUUUCGCUCCAACAUCCACAGUUAGACUGAAAAGCACAUUCGAUUACAACCACUCAUUUUUGUUGCCACCAGAUUGUAAGUAAAAUGGAUGUGGCAGCGAAUGAUGAGUUAAGUAAUCCUCAUAGAUGGCUUUACGCCAUUCAUCAUGAUUCCCAAUAAGGUAUUUAUUUAAAUUAGGGAUGUCUCCAUUUUGGAGUGAAACUCUUAAGACUCCACAGUAAUGAAAGGAUUGAGACACACACUAUCUCUCCAUGUCAAAUGGCUCAAUUCAUAUCCUUUUAGUGUGUUGUAGAACCUUGGAUGGAUAUUAGCUUGAUCCUCCUGUUAUCUGCCUGUCAAUGAGCUUUUAUGCAGCCCUCAUCUUUCAUCUGAGCCCAGACAACGGGAGGGGAGGGGGACUCUCCUUCGUGUUUUAAUUGCAUGUAACUCCGCAGGUAGCAUACUAAUAGAUGCUGUUACAGGGUUCAACAUUCUCUUUCAUUUUGCUGCUUUCGGCUCUGAUUAGAAAGUCUGUAGACAAGAAGCUGCCGAUGGUUUAAAAAAACUGAAAUCUGUUUAUAAAGAAAGAGCAAAAAAUGCCACAGGUUGAUUAAAACCUCUCAUCAUUUCAUGCAGUUCACUCAGUGUUUUAAGCACUUUGGUCCCAAAACAUUAAUAUAUCUUUUUAUAUUAGUGUUGUUUUUAUUUUAAAUCCAAGUCAACAAUGAUCCAAAGAGAAAUGAUGUGUUCAAGUGCAUAAGAGAUGCGUUUUUUUAAUGUUUCGAUACAAAAAUGAAGAUGUUAGGUUUUAUGGAGCUUUUUCAGUGCAGAUAGCCCCAAUGUUUAAUCCUGUGGUUUAGACUCUCUAAGCCUAUAUUUUAGGCUACACAGUUACCUGCAGGACAGGUAAGAAAAAAAACAUAUUGUGAAAACAUAAAACAAAACAAAAAAUCGAGAAUUUGCAGUAAUCGAGUAAGCAGAGUCAACGCUUUGCUUCCUCUCAGCCUCCUUUGUCUUGUGUUUAAGUGCUUGUAUACUAACUGGCCUGUGUCUGUGUGCAGGAUUUGACUUCAUGUCCAGGCGGGGUUGUUAUAGUGCGUCUUGUAAGAGGCUCACAAUGCCUGCCAAUUAUUUGCUCCAUGUCCUUUGUUUAUGGGUUUGGUGUAAUCCGGUCACAGAAACAGAGAGGAAAGGGCUUUUUAAAAAAACAAAAUAAAAAAUUAGGUGCUCAUUUGCUUUGACCACUAGAGAGCAGUGCACCUAUAACUAGACAAACCCCCUCCCUCACAGAACCAAAACAAACAGAAAGUUCAAAUCCGCUCCUUCCCCGUAGGUCUAUACUGUCCCUGCUGUGAGAAAUUGAUAUAUUUUUCUCAGCGGGUCAUCGGCGUACAGAAGAUAAUUCGAUGAGCGUGGGCUCUCACGCUCUGUGACAUUUUCCCCUACAGCAUUUGUAACUGACUGAAGGAACAAAUAAGUUGUCAGAUUGUAAUUGGUUAUGCAACGCUGGCAGUCAGCAGCAGCUUUAAGUUGUAAGUAGAGGUGGGGUGGGUGUGUGUGUGUGAAGGAGAGAGGCCUGUCUGUGCCAGGGACAAUCAGCAGACGCAGUCCAGGAAAAUGAGCUCCCUCCUCAAUGAUGAUGAGCCUGUCUGUGAGACGGGUGUGUGUGUGCAUCAGGUGAAGCCCACGUAGCCUUAAAUCUUAAUAAUAAAAUGCACUAGAGUAGAAGCCAGCGUCUUCUCAGGACAGAGGAGAGCUUUUAUACCUCUGCUUUCAAUCGAAGGAUAUGUUUGUACUAUAUAAAUGGUACACUGUUCAUUCUCAGCAUUGUAAAAAGAAAAGGGCAAAAAUGUAAAUAUGAUCUAUGUAUAAAACCAAUCAACUGUAAAAAAAACAAAACAAAAAAUAGUGUGAUUUGUGAUUUAUUGCAGCAUUUUGUAAGUGUUUUAUUUAUGUAUUACCCUCAUCCUCGGGGUAGUGAACAAUGUAAAAACCAUAUUUCUCUCACAAUAAUAAAAAAAUCAUAACAGUGAA